GUAACGUAUUAAAGUUGCUGGCUGCAGUCCCGAGGCACAAUGUGUGGAUCAGGUUCAUCUGACAGACCUGCACUCUGCUUCACUCCUGCGCUCGCACAGCCUGCUGCUCUCGUGUAAGUACUGCAGGUCAGCUUUUAGAGGUGAUGAGGGGAGAGAUGGGUCUGCUGGUUGAAUAGCUCACCGGGACUUAUGAAUGAACACACAUCACUGACAGCGGGGACAGAGAGAGGGAGAGCGUGUUAUUGCUUUCGGAGGUUCCUGUCCUGGUGUAACUGUCGGAGCACAAUGGCGGCAUUCAAAGGGAUCUGGACCAAGGACUUCUGGAGGGCUGUAUCCGGGGAGUACCUGGCCACUCUCAUCUUUGUCCUCCUCGGCCUGGGCUCCACCAUCAACUGGGCCGCGGGGGAGGAGAAGCCCCCCCCAGCCGACCUGGUCCUUAUCUCGCUGUGCUUCGGCCUCAGCAUUGCCACCAUGGUGCAGUGUUUUGGUCACAUCAGCGGCGGACACAUCAACCCAGCUGUCACCGCAGCCAUGGUCGUGACGAGGAAGCUGAGCCUGGCGAAGGGGUUGUUCUAUGUGGUGGCUCAGUGCCUAGGAGCUGUUACAGGAGCAGGGAUCUUAUACCUUGUCACACCCGCUGCUGUCAGAGGGUCAUUCGGCGUGACCACGGUGAACUCCAGCAUCUCAUUAGGACACGGCCUACUGGUGGAGCUCAUUAUCACGUUCGAACUGGUUUUCACCGUCUUCGCCACCUGUGACCCCAAACGCACCGACCUAGGUGGCUCCGGUGGCUUGGCCAUCGGCUUAGCUGUGGCAAUUGGUCACUUGUUUGCAAUUCCUUACACAGGAGCCAGCAUGAACCCUGCUCGCUCCUUCGGGCCUGCAAUGGUCACCCUCAACUUCGAGAACCACUGGGUGUACUGGUUGGGGCCCAUGCUGGGCGGCAUACUGGCUGCCGGCCUGUACGAGUACCUGUACUGCCCGGACCCUGAGCUAAAGAAGAGGCUGAAACACAUCUUCCAGAAGGACCCGUCGGGGAAAUACACGGAGGUGGAGGCUGAGGACAUUUCCAUCAAGCCGGGCUCCAUCCACACCAUCGACCUGGAGAAAGCCGGGAAGAAAGAUCCCUUCCAGGAGUCGGCGGGGGAGGUGCUGUCCUCUGUAUGACUAUCACGUGCACUGGAAAUGGAGACCAAUCUGUAGACCAGAUAGACAAUCAAACUUUGGAAUAUCCAUCCUGACCCCCCCCCCCCCUCCCCUAAGAUGACUUUGUCCUCAUUACAGCAGAAUAUGAUUUGCAUCACGAGACGUCGCAGCAGGGCUGAAUCCCUCUCACCGUCAUAAAGCUAAUAUGACGUUACGGCUCAAUUCCACAAGCAUCGUGCGGCGUGUUCGAUGCUGCUCCUGAGGGGCCGGUGUGAUGAUGUGGCGGUGGCAGCAUUGCACACCGACAGCCCCACAAUACAUUUUGUCGGAGGGACCUUUGCUGGGCCAACCAAUUAGGUGAGGGUCAUCUCGCUGCACUGGAGAAGUGAAGAAGAAAAUGCAGCCUUGUUAUUUUUGGAUUAGUGUCACAUUCGGUCCGUGUACUGUAUACGUAGUACCAGGUUAGAUGUUUCUGUGUGAUCACUAAGCACAUUACAGGUCCCGGGUAAAAUAGGAGCCAUCUUUGACGAUCGUUAUUAUCCCAGUUAUAUUACAGUGGUCUACAUUUUCAGUGCAUUAGGAUCAGGGAAGUAACCAACACAUCUUUGUGGAAACAUUGUGCCGUGGUUUAUUUCUGCUUUUUGACGCUCUUGAUGUCACAAUGAUGUUUUGUUUUGUUUUUAUAAAAUGUGAUCAGAAGGUGUUUUUAUUUUUUUAGAUCCAAAAUUGCUUCUUGUUAUAAGUUUCUUAUUUCUGUAUGAUUUGCCGUUAAUCAAACAUAAGCGUUUCAUUUAUUGAAAACGCAUUUGGCUGAUUGUUGUAACUUUGAGCUCAAACGCAGUAUUUCUAAGUUAUGCUUUCAAACUGGAUCUGCUGCAAGACAUAAAAGAAGAUAUGUUAAAUUUUCUUUUUGGCUGUUUAACAUUUCUGAAGCGAAACGCUUCACAGAUCCACCGCAGCCUCCACAUGUUCAUGAGAAAUCUGGUGACACCUACAAGGUUUUUCAAUUGAGUCACUUGUUUCUCCUGCGAGCAGCUGAGCACUGGGGAGACGAGUGGUCCAGAUCGAUGAUAGAUUGGCUCAUCUACUCAGAUGAUGUCUCCCUGCGGCCACAUAAAUGUCCACAUUGUGUGCUCCUCGUGAGUUAGGUCUCGAGGAAUGGCUCCGUAUAAUCUCAUCCCAUCAGGCACUGAGCAGAGAAAAUGAUGCCACUUUGGGAUACCAAACAGCUCUCACUUUUAAAGGAACAGGUGUGAUUCCAUCUUUUUUUCUCUGGGAUGCAGAGGAAAUGAUGAGACCCUCUCAUCCUGCUGCAGCAAGUCUUCUACACAAGUGUGAUUUGGUUGCAAGGCUAAACAGCCACCGUGCAAGAUGGUAUUUACCUCCUACAUUUCCCAUCGCACCCUUUUCCCCAAACAUGGUGCAAAUUCGUUUCUUUUGUGUCACAACAGCGUCCCUUACUGGCCGCAUUGCGCAUCGCACAAUGUGCAAUAAUGAUCCCAUCUGCAUUUCUCCAGGGGAGGGCAGCCACGAGCCUUGGAUGGGCAGGUUCUUCUGCAGACACCAGUCAGUUUUAUUCAUUCAGGUCUGAGACACUUUUCAUUUGAAACUGGUGCAAGCCAUUAACUCAGAACCCCACUGGAGGAUUAAGUGUUACGCAGCCCUGCAACAGGGACCCAGUGCUCAAGUGGGAGCCAAAGCAAGUUAAUACUGAAAGAGUUCUUUCUUUCUUUUUUUUUGUCCAACUUUGUAUUCUUAGCAUUUUUACAAAUUUGUGACAGUAUGUGAAUUGCUUUUUUUCUCUGGAGCUGCCUAAAUUGAGUUGCAUCCUUCGUGCUUCCCUGUAUUAAAGAUGAAACUCCUGAACACUUA
This is a messenger RNA of Pleuronectes platessa (European plaice), 3018 nucleotides long. RefSeq names its product aquaporin 4 (gene aqp4). NCBI's taxonomy places the organism in Eukaryota, Metazoa, Chordata, Actinopteri, Pleuronectiformes, Pleuronectidae. The transcript is spliced from 5 exons. Gene Ontology annotation, cellular component: basolateral plasma membrane; plasma membrane. The record is from RefSeq and is a predicted model, not a curated record. Gene Ontology annotation, molecular function: water channel activity. Bases 190 to 1167 code for a protein of 325 amino acids. Gene Ontology annotation, biological process: transmembrane transport.